Molecule: messenger RNA, 1050 nt
Organism: Episyrphus balteatus (marmalade hoverfly)
Lineage: Eukaryota; Metazoa; Arthropoda; Insecta; Diptera; Syrphidae
Exons: 3
Coding region: 157-1008 (283 amino acids)
Source: RefSeq, a predicted model, not a curated record
UCGUAUUUUGAUGGGUGUAAAAAUAACAAAAAAAAAAUGUCAACAAAGCCGUUGAGAAAUAUUAAACAACAAAAGACAAAAAACAGGAAAGUUUUUCUCUUAUUUGCAAGAACUUCUUUGUAAAACCAAACAAAAGCCAUCCACCAUUCAAUCAGAAUGGACGUAAGUACUCAAGCAACAACAAACUGGAAUCUUGUAGCUGGCACUGAAGUUUCCAAGGCCAUUCAAACAAAAAUAACCAGUUCCGAAGACUUUAUCAAACCUAACUUGGACGAUAUAAUUUCAGCAGAUCGAGCUAUUCUUCUUAGCAGUGGAACAAACUCCAAUCAACCCACCUGUGAAAUUACAAUUCGAGUCUUUCCAAAGUUUAAAAUUGAAUCACUCACAAUCGUUUGCACAUCGCCAAAAAUUGAAUUCUUUUCUGGAAUCCAAAGUGAAUAUGUAGAGACAGUUUAUGGUGAACAUUUGCAAGAUGAAGGUGGUGAUUGCAAUGAAGACAUAGAAGGAUACAGAUACGAUGUAGAAAUUCAAAAAUCCGGAGUAACGAACUUAAUGAUUAAGUUGAUAACACCAUCGAAUGAGCUUUGUAUAUAUGGAAUUCAAUUGAAUGUUGCACCCAAUCCAGAUGGCAUUACAACACUCCUCCCAAAUAGAAUUAAUUUGGACAAUGUCAAAGAAUUACUCAACAAUUCAAAUCAAAAAUUAUCGCCAAGUGCUGAAAAAUGUAAAACUUUCUUGGAAACAUACAACAAUGUUAUGAACAGUGGCGGCUCAGAUUUAAUAGCAGAAUUUAAGAAGGGAAUGCAACUCCAAAAUGAGAUACAAACAAUGAAACCUGUUGAGAUUGAAAUGACUGAGUCACUAGAUAGUUCGAAUAUCAUGAAGAGUUAUGUGGAUAAGAAAAUACUGGAAUCAGAGAAUCGAAUUCUAAAGAGAUUGAAUGAAAUUGAAGAAGCUCAAAGCAUGAAGUUGGAUAGAAUUUUAAAAUUAUUAGAAAAAAAUCAAUAGUUAGUAAUGAAUAGAUAGACUUUAAGAAUUAUGCUGAAUAUA